Messenger RNA from Oppiella nova, 1690 nucleotides. The record is from the annotation of a GenBank genome assembly. NCBI's taxonomy places the organism in Eukaryota, Metazoa, Arthropoda, Arachnida, Sarcoptiformes, Oppiidae.
AUGUCAUCCAGAAGUGAACCGCUCUUAAACUACCUGAAGAUGAAGCGCACGCCGUCGUCACCGUCAGAGCACAUCCCAUACCAGUUGAAGGCCAGUGAAGCCGACUCUUUGAUCGAUCACUUGAGUGCCCUCGACAUCGACUCUAAGCCACAGUCCAUACGUUUGUCGGGAAUUAUCUGCACUAUCGGUCCUGCCUCUCAGAAAGUGGAGACAUUGGUGCAGAUGAUCAAAGCCGGGAUGGUUAUCGCACGCAUGAACUUCUCGCACGGGGAGUAUGAGUACCACAAGGCCACCAUCGAUAACGUACGAAAGGCUGCCGAAGUGGCCUCUCAGGAGCUCGGGAUCCCUAACUAUCCGGUGGCCAUCGCUUUGGAUACUAAAGGACCCGAAAUAAGAACCGGUCUUUUGGAAGGAGGCCCGUCAGCGGAAGUGGAAUUAGUGAAGGGGGAGACCAUUAAAGUGACUACAGAUUUGGCUUUCAAUACGAAAGGCUCUAAGGAUUUGAUUUGCGUUGACUACAAGAAUAUCACUAAAGUAUUAGUUCCGGGAAACCGAAUCUUUGUCGACGAUGGACUCAUUUCCCUUGUGGUCAAAGAAGUCGGUGCGGACAAUUUGGUUUGCGAGAUCGAGAACGGGGGCAAAUUGGGCUCUAAAAAGGGUGUGAAUCUGCCUGGUGCUAUUGUCGAUUUGCCGGCUGUUUCUGAAAAAGACAAAAAAGAUCUGGAGUUUGGUGUCGAGAAUGGCGUCGAUAUGAUAUUCGCCUCAUUUAUUAGGAACGGCUCCGGCGUUAAGGAGAUCCGUAAGAUUCUGGACGGGAAGGGCGGGAAAGACAUAAAAAUCAUCUCAAAGGUGGAGAACCACGAGGGCGUCAAAAAGAUCGAUGAGAUAAUCGCUGAGAGCGAUGGUCUUAUGGUCGCGCGCGGAGACCUCGGCAUUGAGAUACCGGCGGAGAAGGUAUUCCUCGCCCAGAAGAUGAUGAUCUCGAAGUGCAACGUCGCCGGCAAGUCUGUCAUCUGCGCCACACAAAUGCUCGAGAGUAUGGUCACUAAACCCAGACCUACCAGAGCUGAGGUGUCCGACGUGGCUAAUGCUGUGUUAGACGGCGCCGAUUGUAGUGUUUUCCAAGAGUUGAGUUAUAAGACGCGGUCGCCGGCAGAUCCGACCACUACUAUAGCGAUCGCUGCGGUGAACGCGUCGUUGAAGGCGAGCGCAUCGGCUAUCAUAGUGUUGACCACAAGCGGCAAAACUGCGUACGAAGUGUCGAAGUAUAGGCCGCGCUGUCCUAUAAUCGCGGUGUCGCGCAACACCCAGACCACACGUCAGGCACACCUAUACAGAGGUCUUCUGCCCUUCCAUUACAACAAACAGCGAAACGAAUCGGAGGAUUGGAUCCAUGAUGUGGACACUCGACUCAAGGAUGCCGUCGACUUCGGCAAAAAGAGAGGCGCUGUUAAGUCCGGUGAUACUGUGGUGUUGAUUACGGGUUGGCGUAAGGGUUCCGGUGCUACGAAUACCCUUAGAAUAAUAGUCGUCGAGUGAACUCUAUUUAGUUUAAAGUGUUAAUGUAUUGAUUGUAUUGAAUAGCUUUAGAUAAUCAACUGUCGUAUGGAUUCUAUUCGGAAAUGAAAUUUAUUUAUGGAAAUUAUAGUCAAAUCUGUUUUUGUUUAUAAUUCAUGUUUUAUCUCAAAAG